AUGUCGUCGGCGGGGAACACUGGCGGCGGAGAAAUGGCCGGAAAUUCAGCUCUGAAUUACUACUGCUAUGGAUGUCAGAGCACUGUGCCAUUGCCAAAUUCUGAACUCUCAUGCCCUAAUUGCAAUGGUACAUUUGUAGAAGAAUCCCCUUCUCCAGAUCCUGUUACCGGAGCAAAUCCUGACUCAUCGUUUUCCUUCCCCACCGAUUCCGGUAACGAAAGCGACGAUGAAGUUUCUGCACUCUUCGAAAGUGGUUUCGGCCGAUCACCAGUUGAAGUAGACCCUGUUACGUUCAUGAAUAGGGAUGGUGAUGGAACUAUUCAAUUGCUGCUUGAAAACAAUCAUGAGAAUGAGCUACCGAUUAUCUUUGGUGACUUUACUGUGGGGCGGUAUCUCGUGCAGCUGAUCCGUCAACUUGCUGUGAUUGACUUGAACAUGAAUGGUACGCCACCUGCUGCUAGAUCGGCUGUUUUGGGCCUUCCUGAUGUUAGGGUGAGUGAUGAGUUGUUGAAUUCGGAUUUAUCCCAAUGUGCUGUUUGUAAAGAUGGUUUUAAGCUGGAUGAAAUGGUGAAACAAAUGCCUUGCAAGCAUAUGUACCAUAACGAUUGUAUUUUGCCUUGGUUAGAAAUGCGUAAUUCGUGCCCUGUAUGUCGAUUUGAGUUGCCUACCGAUGAUUUUGCUUAUGAGAUUAGGAGACGUAGGAAUGCUAACAAUGCUGGUUUGUUGUCUCGGGGUUUAGAAGGUGGAGGAAAUCAGGGGACAUUGGAUAGCAAUGGUGGUUUGCUUUCUGUGGAUGCAGGAAAUCAGGGGAAUGGUGGAACAGUGGAGAGCUAUGGUGCGUUGUUUUCUAUGGGUGCAGAAGUUGGAGGGAGUCGGGGGAAUCGUGGAACAGUGGAGAGAAGGGUUAGGAUUUCAGUACCAGGGUUAUUAAGGGGGUUGCAAUCACAUGCUGAGACGAGCAGCAGUACUGGAGGUGGGGGAAGCAACGAUGGAGUGAAGAAUGAUGGUGAUAGUAGCAGUAGCGAUGAUACUCAUGGGGAGCCGAAUCCACAUCCUGGAGGACAUGGACAAGCAAACUAG
Messenger RNA from Solanum lycopersicum (tomato), 1080 nucleotides. RefSeq names its product E3 ubiquitin-protein ligase RING1-like. NCBI's taxonomy places the organism in Eukaryota, Viridiplantae, Streptophyta, Magnoliopsida, Solanales, Solanaceae. Gene Ontology annotation, biological process: protein ubiquitination. Gene Ontology annotation, molecular function: ubiquitin protein ligase activity. The record is from RefSeq and is a predicted model, not a curated record. Gene Ontology annotation, cellular component: cytoplasm.